Messenger RNA from Hylaeus anthracinus, 6238 nucleotides. RefSeq names its product zinc finger protein 91-like. Bases 613 to 4503 code for a protein of 1296 amino acids. The record is from RefSeq and is a predicted model, not a curated record. Gene Ontology annotation, molecular function: zinc ion binding. The transcript has 5 exons. Gene Ontology annotation, cellular component: nucleus. NCBI's taxonomy places the organism in Eukaryota, Metazoa, Arthropoda, Insecta, Hymenoptera, Colletidae.
GUGAGCGAUGGCCUUCCUGCACCCAAUGAGCAGUCCAAUGAAGCGUUGAUCACGUGUCAGGUUCUGUUUAGAUCCAGCUUUAUUUUCUCACGAAAUAUACCGCAUACAUGCACUGAAGAUGUGGCUCAUACGGCUACGAUACUCGAUAGCCAUCUAUCGAGAGUGACGAGCACCGCUCCAUCGAAGCGUUCUGAAAUAAUUUCCACAACGGUGACUUGACUUUCAGCAUUAAACGAUGCUGCGAAACGUAAAGUGAAUCGGGUGAAAUGUGAACCGUGUAACGAGCAAUAGCCUGGCGAACAGUGUACAGAUGAAAAUCGUGAAACGGCGUACAAAGUCUCGCGAGUGUAUGCGUCAACGCUAGAUUCAUAUCGACGAGUGCGGAACGGAGAAUGUUGUAGAGGGACUGUAGCGAGUUGAACUUAUAAUCGUGGGGUCGGUGGUUUGCAUUUGACAGAUUGUUGCAGCGCGGUUAUUUGGCGGUUCUGGACGGGGGUGACGGUUGGUAUCAGUCUGGAGGGAGCGAAAGACCGAGCGGGGGACUGUAGUCUGCAGGCUACGGGCUGCGGGCUGCGGGCACAAACACGAACCAUCUAGUUCACCAAGCAAAACAUGGAGUCCGAUUCCCCGCAAAACGUGGAGGACGGAAUCGUGGCGACGGUGGAGAUAUGCCGCGUCUGCCUCCUCGGAAAUUUGGUCAUGCGAGACUUGUUCCUAGAGAGCGAGGUCGCCUCUCUUUCGGCGAAAGCGAUGAGCUUCGCCAAUGUUAAGAUGGUACCAGGGGAUGGUCUGCCGACACGUGUGUGCUGCAUAUGCGCGGAUAAACUAGAAUCCGCGUAUGAGUUUAAAUUGCAGGUGGAACAAGCGGAUACGGUCCUCAGAGAAAGAUUCGUCGCCAUGAACAUGAAGGAAGAGUUGUUCUUCAAUGAGGUCGAGGUACAUCUCGAACCAGGGGACCAAGGCGGAGGUAUAGGAGAAAUGCACAUGGAACACGAUUAUCAGUCUACCGUUGAAAGCCUUGGAUCGAUGUCGCGGGAAGAGAAAUCCCUUCUGAAGGAUCAGUUGUCUCUACUGGAAGUAGGAAAGUUAGACGAACGAGAAUCGAUCACGAGAGAGCAGGAGAAUGGUCCGGUGAUGGAAGAAGCGAUCGAUCGAGUGAUUGCUUCGAAACAGGGAUCGGAUGAUUGUCCGAGCCGAGAAGGAGAGAACAAAUCUAUCGACGAUACACCUCGGGACGAAGCAACGUCGAAAUAUACGAGCAACACCCGAAAUUGCAUCGAGAAUAUCCCUACGAUAGAACACGAUUACAUACUGCAUCACGAAUAUAUAUUAGGGGACGAGACCCACCAAGAUGAUAGAGAAGAACGGGAAGUACAACAACAAGAACAGAUUAUUUCGGAGGAAUCGUUUCCUCGGGAAGAGUGCGCGGAAUACGUAAAUUUAUUGGUGAAAGCUGCUGACGCGACAAAUCAGGAAGAAGAAAAGCAAGCAACCGAAGACGAAGUCAAGGUAGAACAGGAUUCUGAAAGUCAGAACGAAACGAGAAGAAGCAAGCGUAAAUUGGUUCGACGAAACGUUGAAUCGCCGCGAGAUUCCGACGAAGAGAAUUAUUUCGAGAAUUUGAAUCUGAGUUCGCGGUUGAAGAAGGUUCAAGCUCCCGAUAAAUCGGACAGAGUCUUCUUCAUGUGUUACCUUUGUGAUAAGGAAUUUUUAUCGAAGAACGUCUUGAGGGAGCACAUGCACUCACACGAGGAGGUCAGGAGGGCGUUGUCGUUACAAGAAACGCCUGUAAAGCCACAGAAGACCAUCAGCAGUUCUCCUAAAUCGCCUCCGUCCGGGAAACGAUUGAACAAAUGCCCUCAUUGUGGCAAGCAAUACAUAUACAUAAUCUCGUACACUAAGCACCUAAAGAAACACGAGAGGGAAAAAGAUUCGAAGGAUGAGUCGAUGCCGUUGGAGAUUUCGUUUCACGAAGACGAGCACAGUUUGGAUUUCGAUGAUUAUCCGGAUAAGCAUCACUUGGAAUCCGAAUGUCGAAAGAGAGCUAGAAAAAGCGAUGGUGUCAACGGAGCAAAAUCGGAGCAGGAGAACGACGAGGAUGUAGAAGGGCUGUUAGAGGAGGACGAUAACGAGAACGAAGAGGAUGCGAAAGAAACCGAUGGUGGACGAGAGAAACGCGGCGCUCGCACGGAAACCUUCUCGUGCGACAAGUGUUUGGAAAAAUUCUUUACCAGGCGCGGUUUACGGAAGCACGCGAUUUUACACGCCACUCUUAAAUGCAGCGUGUGCGAUGAAGAAUUCGAUUCGCUGGAGAAACUGAGGAAUCAUCGAGCGAAGCACGUACUCGAGGGUGUAUUAACCGAACAAGAUCUGGAAGCAGACGCAGAGGGGACGGAAAACAAAGAAGCAGAUGACUUCGAAGGCGAGGAUAAGAAGAAGGAAGAUGGAAGCCAAACGGAACAGGAGAACGAUGAAGUAAAGUCGUUGGGAGCGGAGAGUCCGUCGAAGAAGAAUGCCAGAAACACGGAGACCAGUUCGGGCGACUAUCGUUGCAAGGUGUGUUAUCAACGAUUCACCAAGAAGGAUCUGCUGCAGAGGCACGUGGAACAGCACGUUAAAUCCUACAAAUGCACGCAAUGUAACAAAAUUUUCAACAACGAGCUCACGUUGCGAAAUCAUCUCAUAGCUAGCGACCAUAAAACUAUCAUUCAAGGACAAGAGUACGAUCCUAACAAACGUAUCAAGCGAGUCGCCGCAAAGGCGGCGCAAAAGAUUAUCGAUCAAAUAAAAACGGAAGACGGUUUGGAGGAUUACGACGAAAAGGAGACUAAAGCGAUCAACCGUUCGGUCAACCGUGCCCCUGCCCACGCAGAUGGGAAUUAUGGUCGAGGUAAACGGGAGAGUAUUCCUACCGCGAAGAAACUCGUUUACAAGAAAGAUCUGGAGUGCGUGAGCUGCAAUAAAAAGUGUACUUCGAAGCAGUCGUUGGCGAAACAUAUGGAACAACACGUGAAGGAUGAAAAAACGGCCAAGUCGGAAAAACAAAAACAACCCGCGAUGAAGAAGGAACGACAAAGAAACUGUGUCAACGAAACCACUGACGGGAACGAUGUCAAGGACGACGAUUACGAUUCCGACUUCGAGAGUGGCUUGGAUUGGCCGAUGGAUAAUCACGAGUGCUCCAAGUGCAAGAAACGCUACAGCACGAAAAAAUCAUUGCUGCGGCAUCAGUUAUUGCACGAGGAGCCGAACUUCGAGUGCGACAUUUGCAGCGUUAAAUUCUACCGCAAGGACAAGCUGAAGGCCCACUACGACAAGUGCUCGGAGAAGAACCCCGAUCAGGUGAGAAAAUGCAACAUCUGCGGGGACAGUUUCGAGAAUAACGAGAUCCUGCGUGAGCAUAGAGCGAAGCACGUUACUGAAGGCAUCCUCACCGAGGAGGAUCUGAGAGACAUCGAGCCACGACCCGAAGAGAAGAAACCAGGCGAGAAAAUCGGUAGAAAGAGAAGAACCGAUAUCGUCGGUCUCGAAUGCACGGAGUGCAAUAAACAAUACACAUCGAGGAAGGGGCUCCUGCGUCAUAUUCAGGUGCACGAAGGGAAAAAGUACCUCUGCGACAUAUGCCCGAAGAAAUUCUACCGGAGGGAACACUUGAAGAUACACGUGGCCAAGCAUAACAUGAUCAAACCAUACAAGUGUGGACGCUGCUCGAAACGUUUCAUUAAAGAGGAACAACUGACCAAUCACUUGUCGAAGCAUGACCGUACCUUCAAGAAGAGCAAAGAAACAGAUAGCUCCAAGAGAUUCCUUUGCGAGAUUUGCUCGAAGAGCUUCACACAAUCGACGACGUUGAUAGCCCACCUCAGGGCUCACAAUGGUAUCAAACCGUACGUCUGCGAAGUCUGUUCGCGGCCGUUCACAACGAACGCGUACCUAAAGAUGCACAUGAGGACGCAUACGCAGGAGCGACCGUACAUUUGUCAGUACUGUUCGCGUGCGUUCGCCAGAGCCGACACGCUGGCCAAUCACCUGACAAGUCACACCGGUGAAGCCAAGUACCACUGCAAGUACUGUCCCAAAAACUUCCGUCGCCUCAAAUCCCUCAAAGAGCACGUCUUCAUUCACACGGGUCAGAGGCCCUACGCUUGCCCAACCUGCGACCGACGGUUCAACAAUAACGGAAGUCGCUAUGCUCACAGCAAGAGGUGCAAGCAGAACUUCGUUCAGAAUCAGAAUCGUGGCCAACCGUUGACGCAAGUGCAGCCAAGUCAGAAUCAACAGAGGGUGUUGCAGCAGGCUGCUCUCGGGCAAGGGCAACUGGUCAAAACCCAAAACAUUAAAACAAUUACGAUCACCAGACAACCAGAGGCCGUUUCCAGUCAACAGGUCUCGCAACAUCAGGAAAUAAUAAUGCCCCUGAUCUUCCCACUCACAGUCACUGUUGCUGAUAUCAGCGAGGAGGUCAUCUUGCCCGAGGGAGCUAAAUUGUACACGACGACUUAACUUCGUCCUCCUUAAUCGGUAAUCCUUCCCUGCCUGCUAAUUGUGCUCGAUUCCUCUUGCGGAACCCAGUGUUUCUCUCGAUGAACAAAAACGAGGGGGAAAGACAAAUGGCGAACUUGAAAAACAAUCCGAGAUAACGUUUUUAAUGUUGUAUUAUACGUUGUAUAUCUCUGUUUAUAUUUAAAUACGAGAGAACCCGGUUAAAUAUAUGGGGAUGGGGUAAAGUAGCCGCAAAACGGUAAAAAUUAUGGAGAAUGGAAACGGUGUUUUUUCUUCUUUUUCUUUUUUAUUUCGCGCGUUCAAAUAGUGUUUCUCAAACUGCGGUCUGCGGACUCUGGAAAGUCCCCAAACACGUCUGGCAAUUUUAUUCGUAUCUACUUUUGCGCAUUGUUUUAGUAAACAACGUAAGAAGAGUUUUAACGAAAACCACUUCGAAUAUAAUUUUUUUUUAAAUAAAUACAGUUUACUUAAGAGCAGAUUUUAAAUGUAUUUAAAAAAAAAAAAAAAUACUUUACUUGUACUAUGUGUGGUUAAUCGUACGUUUUUCUUUACCAAGAAGAUUCGCGUAAGAUUGGAAUUUGAGAAACACUGGAAUAGGGUAUAGCAAGAAUAAGGUUUAUCGCUCGAAUCAUACAUUACGUCUUCGGACCGCUAUUCUUUUUAAUCGUUCGAAAAAUAUCAGCGAGUUCCAUCGGUCGCUGAAUUGAUUUCUCUCGGUUCAUCGUGAAUUUUCUCACCUCGACCGAUGAUCUCGCUGAAGAACGUAUCGACACGUACAUUUGAACAAAGGAUAGUACUGGAUUUUCAUAGGAACUUUCUUUCCAUUUCUCUUCCGUGUUCGCUAUUUUUCCUCGGGAACGUUAAAGAUUUGUAAAAUCUUGCGGCGCGAUUCUACGAUAUCCAAACGUGGCGCGUUCGAUAGCAGUAAUCUCUAUUCCGAACUCGUUUCGAAGGCAUCGAUUCAGUAACAUCACAAAUCGAUAUCAUUUCUCGAACUAGUAUUUAACAAAUGGUAUAGUUAAUUCUUCAAAUCGUGAUUUGUUUCGGAUCCAAAAUAUAUAAAAAAGAAAUUAGUAAAAAAAAAAAGAAAACAGGACGAAAAUUCGUACACGAACGAAUUUUCCGAUUUUUAAUUAUAUACGUUGGAUAGACCAUUAUAAUUAUAUCGCGACGUAUGAAUUUGGUGUACAUACAGAUUGAUUUUUAAGCACGCGAGAAUCGUUAUCCAAAGAUUGUAUUAUAAAUUGCACGGAAAGUGUAAAAUAAUUUUCUACGAGACAUGUCUUUCGGUCGUUAGACUACAAUAAAAGAAAAAGAAAAAAAACGAAAUAUAAAGUUGUAAAAAGCAUACUGCAUCGAUAAUGACGCUAGAAACAAAUGCAUUCCCUAUGCGGUACGAUACAAGUGCAAUGAAUAGGAAUGCAGAUAUUUUUGCGAUCCGUUACAUCUACGCAUUUAUUCGAUCGACUUGUUCCGUUUUUAAGAAUCCUCGAAGCAUUCUGCGAGUCCUGUUAAUUGUUUGUGCGCGUCGUAUAUGCGAUAAGUACACUUAAUCAUUUGCAAAAUGCAAGGAACGAUACGAAGAAGCCAGAGGUCUGCCAAAUAGCAGCCCAUUUGUUAUAAUGCGGCGUAUCAAAUAAGUGAGAAUUUACUUUCAUUAGAAAAUGCGGAACGUGUUUUAUGAUUUCUUUGUACAUAGACAUAAGUAUUGUGAAUAAAGCAUUCGUAGUAUUGA